This is a messenger RNA of Dioszegia hungarica, 2160 nucleotides long. RefSeq lists its product as uncharacterized. Lineage: Eukaryota; Fungi; Basidiomycota; Tremellomycetes; Tremellales; Bulleribasidiaceae. The transcript has 4 exons. The coding region runs from base 1 to 2160 and encodes 719 amino acids. The record is from RefSeq and is a predicted model, not a curated record.
AUGGCCGACCCCUCCGUCCCUCCGACGCAUUCCUGGACCCCCGCCCAGACGGUCGACCUCGUCGAGUAUAUCCUUAAACAACCCACACUCGCCAAAGCCUUCCUCGCUCCAAAAUCCACCCCGGUACAACUGCGGAAUCUGUAUCAGAAGAAGCUAUGUCUUCAGCUGUUGCAAAAGACGGAAUGGAUGGACUGGAUGCGGAAGGCCAAGUGGGUCGUUCUGGGCGAGAAGGGGCUAAGACCGACGGAUGACUGGGGGGAGGCUAAUCCCGUCGCGGAGCGCUUGGAGUGGCUGCAGUAUCAACACAUCAGACUGUGCUCGCGAUUAUCGAACUAUGAGAGUGUCGGGGCGAUGGAGAAGGACAGCCGAGAGCGCAAACUAUGGGAUGACUACCGAUCAAAAGGACAGCACGACUGGUAUUUCGCCUAUCACAAACUAUGGAUGCAAAACUCCCCAGCGGCCAUCAAGGCCCGAGACGCCGCCAAGCACCCACUCGCCCAGGCCGCUCUUGCCUCUGCAUCGCUCAGAAGUCGGAUUGGCGCAGGUGGGGUCUCGGGCGAGUUGGCUAGGCGGAUUGGGCAGUCCCGGGCGGAAGGCGCAGACGGGGAUGAUGAGGAGGAUAUUGUGGAGGUGGACGAGAUGCCAAAGGGCUUGGCGGGGGCUAGUCGGCUGGCUGGACGGAUAGGGAGUAAGGCGAGUGCGUCGCCUCGGCCCACAGCACCGGCGGCGGUGCCAGCGGCGGAAGCUGUCCCGGAUGCGAAUGGGGCGGGACCGUCCAGGCUUACGAUAGGGAGCACCCGGCCGCUCCCUGUGGUACCUGCGACUGCCUAUCUCCCUUCGCCCGCUACCUCGGCUGCGGGAGGGCAGGGUGGAUCCGGAGGUGCCCCCCUCGGCCGGACAGGUAGCGCUUCGAAACUCGGAAAGCGGAUUGGUAAUGCGUCUACGCCAGCAGAGCAGGUCCCGCUCAAACGCUCAAGGGUCGCUGCUGUCCCACCAGAGUUCACGCGGCAGGGCAGCAACUCUCAAAUGAAUCCCAUCUCGAUCGAUUCGGAUGACGACGAAGAGGAGGAUGUGAACGUGGACGAGCGGCACGAGGACGAACCUCGGUAUCCCCGCCACAGAGUCUCUCAGUCCCGUCCCCGCUCGUCCGGUCCUUCCACCGCCGGCCCGUCUCGCUCUCGUCCGCGUUUAAAUCGCCCUCCACCAUCCCAAUCCUCGCGCGACCCAUCGGUCAACCCAAUUUAUACCAGUACCGGUAUGCCCACACCGUCACCCGACCUGACACCUCCUCUGGACGAGACGGACCUCGCCCGGAUUCUUGAACCGCGGAAACAUGCCAGAGAUAUGGCUAUUCAAAAACGGCUCGCCCCGAUCGCACGCCCCGUCCAAGAUCCGCGAGCAAGACAAGCUAGCUCGUCUUCCCUGUCUGACGGGCCUAGCUCGGAUGAAGACGAGGUACGCCAGGUCCCUCAAGACCAUUAUGGCGGUCUACUGCUAGAUCAGUCCGGUCCCACGCUGUCUUUCAGUAUGACUGGGAAUACGUCUCCGAUCAAGAGGCAACAGCGGAGGUUGAGCGUGGAGGCAGCGAGACCGCCCACGCCGCCUCUGCCAGCGGCGAAGAGGAGACGGACUGUACUUGAUCAAGCGCGCUCGCAGAGAAAGGACGAGGAGAUGGGCGAUGUGGGUGAGAGUAGCGGAGGAGCGAAGCAUGGUCUUCGUCCAGCGACGCCACCACUGGCUGAUCUGCCCCGGGGGCGUCAACAGACUUCCUCGUCGACUGCGAGACGGCCUCUUACGCCGCCGCUACCAUCGUCAUCCACCUCCAGUGCGCAAAUAGCCCCAGCUCCGAUAUCCAAGUCAAAGGGCAAAUCUGCAGUAUCGCGAUCCCGGUCACCAGGCUUUGCAGUCGUCAUCCCCCUCCGCCGACCUUGUAGCUCGCAGGUCAAAGUCACACAGGAUCGACCCCUUACUCCUCCCCUCCCACCACCGCAAGUGGCAGUCCCGGUCAAAAAUGCUCGUCGGGAGACAGCACCGGUCGAGGCUGCAUCGCCGUUGGAGGAUGAAGACGACUCGGACGGGGCAUUCUGUGUGGAUGGACUAGAGGUGGAUGAGGAGGACUUCCUUUCUGCCCUAGGGGGCGUGAUUGGGAUGAGUCCGUAG